Molecule: messenger RNA, 1773 nt
Organism: Hermetia illucens (black soldier fly)
Lineage: Eukaryota; Metazoa; Arthropoda; Insecta; Diptera; Stratiomyidae
Gene: Kr-h2
Product: Krueppel homolog 2
Exons: 5
Coding region: 145-924 (259 amino acids)
Biological process (GO): endoplasmic reticulum tubular network organization; membrane organization
Cellular component (GO): membrane; endoplasmic reticulum
Source: RefSeq, a predicted model, not a curated record
CUAUCUCAUUUAAAAUUGACGAGAGUUUGUGAGUCAUUUGCUUGAAACACGAAUAACGUGAAGAACUUUCCAAUUUCGAGGAAAAUUUCACUAAAAAGUUUUUUUCCGGAAUUAUUGUGACAGCGAGAAAAAGUCGCAUACAAGAUGAAUGACGACCAGGGUACGGAGAGCAAUCGCACAUCGACGACGCAACCACCGCCACAGGCCCGCCUUAUCGAACAUGUCAAAGAAAACAAAAUAGAUGUAGCAUUAUGGGCAACUCGAGUAUUAACAAUUGUAUUUGCAAUUGGUUAUGUUUUUCCAAUAUUUGGAACGUCCCAAAAUAACUUCAAUAAGGUUCUGUUAGCUAAUGCAGCAACAAGUGCAUUGCGACUACACCAACGUAUUCCAUCAUUCGCAUUCAAUCGCGAAUUUUUAAAUCGAUUGAUAAUGGAGGACUCGUGUCACUAUUUAUUAUUUUCUUUGAUAUUUUUCUACGUUAGUCCAGUCUUUUUGAUUGUGUGCCCCGUGGUAUUGUUUGCUGUUCUGCACGCGUCCAGCUAUUCACUUAAAUUGUUAGAUAUAAUUGGACAGAACUCAUGGUGGGGGGCAAGGUUCUUCAUUUCGAUUGUAGAAUUUCAGACGACCAACAUUCUACGAUUAGCCGCAUUCUCUGAAAUAUUUUUGAUGCCGUUGACGGUCAUAUUAGUUUUCAUGGGUCGCGCUGGUCUAAUGACACCAUUCGUCUACUAUCACUUCCUAUUCAUGCGUUACAUGUCACGACGCAAUCCCUACACCCGGACCAUGUUCACUGAGUUGAGGAUGGCCACCGAAUCACUGGCAUGUCGGUCACCACCAGUUGUUUCGAAAAUUCUACGUGGUGGAGUUGCAUUCGUAUCACGUCUGGCGCCACAAACACAGGUGCCACCACCACAAGCUAAUUAGAUAUUAGUAGAAUGUAGUUUGCGAAAGCAGAGACAUUUAUACCUAAUUUAAUGAUUUAGGAUAUAUUCUGUUCGGUUGAAAAUUCUUUACUGGUAUGACUCGUCUUAUAUUGUUGUCGUUUGUUAAUCGUUUUAUAUCGCAAUAGUUCUUUCUUCUCCGUGCAAUCUAAAUGUGUAUUUCCCUAGUGUAAAGAUAACCACGAUCAUUUAUGCACAUCACAGCCAACAAUUAAAAUUCACUUUCGGUUAAACUGCGUGUAAAUCAACCCCAAUUCGAAAAAGAAUCGUUUCAAACUGAGUUUUACGUGUGAUGUUAUUAAGUGAACCUCUUUUUCGGGUAUCUAAGAAAUUUGUUUGAUGUUUAUAGGAAGAACUCGUCGCACUCUUGUAAAGAUGUACACCAAAGCGUUUUAGUUUCUUGUUAAAUACAUUCUUAAUGACAUUUACUAAAGAUAUGAUUUGGAUAUUUUCAUUUGGAAUUGCCGAUACUCUUUACGAUUAGUAACAUAACAUUCAAAUUUGGUUUCUAUCGUGUAAUGCGAAGCACGCUCAAUGUGAAAGGAACAACCAUAUGAAGAAUUUUGUACCAAUAUCAAAGAUUUAAUUUUAAAUGAAAGUGGAAUGAAAGGUAUUAGAGAAGAAGGAAGUUUGUCAUAGUUUAAACGGUAGCUAGUAAUCGCAACAUGAAUAACAUUGAACAGCGGAUCUAUUUUAACGGCAGAGCGCAGUAAGGAGUAAUUUAAGAGAUCACGGAAUAACAAUUUCUAAAAUGAGUGGUGGUUCACCACUUUUCAAUUUGUAGAAGAGAAAUGUGGUAAAAAUAUAACAUUUUGCAUAAUGUGUAGGGAAA